UCUCUGUGCUUGAGCUCAGCAAAAUGAACCCUAUCCCUUCCUGGUUCCCGCCCUCUACCUGUCACAGGUGAUCUCACCCAGCCCGUCACACUUUCCUAUCCCUGCCGGAAGAGAGACACAGUUUCCAUAACCACACGCAACCAUGUCCAGCAAGAAGACAAAAGCAAAGACUACUAAGAAGCGUCCACAGAGGGCGACUUCCAAUGUGUUCGCCAUGUUUGACCAGUCUCAGAUACAGGAGUUUAAGGAGGCCUUUAACAUGAUUGACCAGAAUCGAGAUGGCUUUAUUGACAAGGAAGAUCUGCAUGAUAUGCUGGCCUCUAUGGGUAAAAACCCCACUGAUGAAUAUCUGGAAGGAAUGAUGAGUGAGGCCCCAGGACCCAUCAACUUCACUAUGUUCCUGACUAUGUUUGGAGAGAAACUGAACGGCACAGACCCUGAGGAUGUCAUCAGGAAUGCAUUUGCCUGCUUUGAUGAGGAAGCCACAGGAUUCAUCAAUGAAGACCACUUGCGAGAGCUCCUCACUACGAUGGGUGACCGCUUCACAGAUGAAGAGGUGGAUGAGAUGUUCAGAGAGGCCCCAAUUGACAAGAAAGGCAACUUCAACUACGUGGAAUUCACCCGCAUUCUGAAACACGGGGCCAAGGAGAAAGACGACUAGAAAUUACAACGACGGCAAUGGUCUGUGGCCGUAAAUGAAAGAGAUGCUAUACAAAUGAUGGGCAGCGUUUAGGUCUCUCAAUUUGUAAUUAUUUAAUAUGAGAAGCCUCCCCAUGCCAAGCCAACUGUGGCAGUGGUCAUAUUUAAAAUCCUUCACAAAAAAGACUGUAAUGCGCCCACUCCUCACCCCUGUCACCUUAGCCGCUCUAAUGGGAAGACGUCAUAUUAAUAAUAUAUAAAUAAAUCAAUUUAUUCAAGAGUUGUGUGGAACAAGGACAUAGCCGGCUCUUAUCUUACCAUGUGCUGUUUUUAACACCAUAACCAGCCGCAUGAGGCAAAUUCUGCUUUGUAUCUGCCACAUCCCCUCUUCCCACAGUUCUGAUCAUUUGGGGUUUUGAUCUAAAUAAACAAGAGGAUAGAAUGUGUUCUUGCACUUGUAUAGUAUCCAUGGUUCAAUUAGUUUUUUAACAAGGGCUAAUAAACCUUCUGACUCUGUCCCUCCAGA
This is a messenger RNA of Xenopus laevis (African clawed frog), 1165 nucleotides long. It is a transcript of the gene myl9.S, whose product is annotated as myosin light chain 9 S homeolog. Lineage: Eukaryota; Metazoa; Chordata; Amphibia; Anura; Pipidae. The transcript has 4 exons. The record is from RefSeq and is a predicted model, not a curated record. Bases 143 to 661 code for a protein of 172 amino acids. Gene Ontology annotation, molecular function: calcium ion binding.